Messenger RNA from Acanthisitta chloris (rifleman), 2073 nucleotides. It is a transcript of the gene ZBTB47, whose product is annotated as zinc finger and BTB domain containing 47. The record is from RefSeq and is a predicted model, not a curated record. Gene Ontology annotation, biological process: regulation of transcription by RNA polymerase II. Gene Ontology annotation, cellular component: nucleus. The coding region runs from base 76 to 2073 and encodes 665 amino acids. Gene Ontology annotation, molecular function: protein binding; RNA polymerase II cis-regulatory region sequence-specific DNA binding; DNA-binding transcription factor activity, RNA polymerase II-specific. NCBI's taxonomy places the organism in Eukaryota, Metazoa, Chordata, Aves, Passeriformes, Acanthisittidae. The transcript is spliced from 6 exons.
GUCGAAAAAACAACUGACUACCCUUCGGCUGAGUACUCCCUGGUGGAGGAUGUAGCCCUCCACUUCACGUGUUUGAUGGACAGACUGAACGAGCAGCGCCUCUUUCAGCCGGACCUGUGCGACGUGGACAUCGUGCUGGUGCAGCACAAGAGCAUCUUCCCGGCGCACAAGGGGGUCCUGGCAGCCUACAGCCAGUUCUUCCACUCCCUCUUCACCCAAAACAAGCAACUGCAGCGCGUGGAGCUCUCUCUGGAGGCCCUCACCUCACAGGGUCUCCAGCAGAUCCUCAACUUCAUCUACACCUCCAAGCUCCUCGUCAACUCCUGCAAUGUGCAGGACGUGCUGAACGCGGCCGCCGUGCUGCAGAUGAACAACAUCGCUUCCUCCUGCCAGGACCUUCUUGACACCCGCUCGCUUAGCCUGGCUACUGACAUGGCCCUGCCUGCUGAGGGCUGUGCUGGACCCCCACCCUACUACUGCGAGAUCAAGCAGGAGGUGGAUGCCCCCCAUCCCAAAAUCUAUGCCCGGGAGGGCAACGACCCCUAUUCAGUGCGUGUGGAGGAUGGAACAGGUGGUGGGACGCUCCCUGCUGGUCCAGCCAAGCAGUACUACAAGGAGGAGAAGGAUGGUGGUCCUGCUGCUGUCUGUAAGAUGGAGGGUGAGGAGUCUGAGGAGGACCUGGACAGCCAAGGCUCAUAUAACCGGGAGCAGAUCAUUGUGGAGGUGAACCUCAACAACCAGACCCUCAAUGUUUCCAAAGGCAUGGAGGGGAAGGCAGCUGCCAGUGAGGCGGCCGUGAUGGGGCGGCCAGAAGGUGAUGGUCGAGACACAGAGGAGGAUGGGGAGGAGGAGAAUGAGGAAGGGGAAGAGGAGGAGGAAGAGGAGGAGGAUGCAGAGGUGGGCGAGGAGGAGGAGGAGGAGCACAGUGAGGAGGAAGACCUGGAGGAGACGACAGAAGAAGAGGAAGAUGAUGACGAUGAUGAAGAUGCGUCAGAGACGAAAAGGGAGAAGGGUGGGCAGCCCCGCAGGGGCAGCCGUGCAUCCAAAGCCACCAAACCUACCAUGGCAACCAGGUCGCAGGAGAUGGCCAAGGUGGAAGAGGAGGAGGAGGAGGAAGAAGAAGGCCAGCGAGGGAGGAAGAGGAAAAAGGAACAGGAUGGUUUGGGCCAGAAGGUGAAGCUGGAGGAGAAGCAGCACUACCCAUGCAAGAAGUGUCCCCGGAUCUUCAACAACCGCUGGUACCUGGAGAAGCACAUGAACGUCACGCACAGCCGCAUGCAGAUCUGCGACAAGUGUGGCAAACGCUUCCUGCUGGAGAGUGAACUGCUGCUGCACCACCAGACUGACUGCGAGAAGAACAUCCAGUGUGUGACAUGUGGGAAGGGGUUCAAGAAGCUCUGGUCUCUUCACGAGCACAACAAGAUUGUCCAUGGCUAUGCUGAGAAGAAGUUCUCCUGCGAGAUCUGUGAGAAGAAAUUCUACACCAUGGCCCAUGUGCGCAAACACAUGGUUGCACACACCAAGGACAUGCCGUUCACCUGUGAGACCUGCGGGAAGUCCUUCAAGCGCAGCAUGUCCCUCAAGGUCCACUCGCUCCAGCACUCUGGGGAAAAGCCUUUUAAAUGCGAGAACUGCAACGAGCGCUUCCAGUACAAGUACCAGCUGCGCUCCCACAUGAGCAUCCACAUCGGCCACAAGCAGUUCAUGUGCCAGUGGUGUGGCAAAGACUUCAACAUGAAGCAGUAUUUUGAUGAGCACAUGAAGACACACACAGGUGAGAAGCCCUAUAUCUGCGAGAUCUGCGGGAAGAGCUUCACCAGCCGCCCCAACAUGAAGCGGCACCGCCGGACCCACACGGGCGAGAAGCCGUACCCCUGCGACGUCUGCGGCCAGCGCUUCCGCUUCUCCAACAUGCUCAAAGCCCACAAGGAGAAAUGUUUCCGCGUCAGCAACCCCUUGGCUUCGGACACAGCUGUCCCCCAUCCUCUUCCACAGACCCUUCCUCCUCCUCCUCACCUACCACCACCCCCUCCCCUGUUUCCCGCGGGGAGGAUAAAUUCGAACAACAACUAG